Vicia villosa (hairy vetch) is the source of this 2554-nucleotide messenger RNA. RefSeq lists its product as uncharacterized. The transcript has 12 exons. Gene Ontology annotation, molecular function: ATP binding; protein serine/threonine kinase activity. The record is from RefSeq and is a predicted model, not a curated record. Gene Ontology annotation, biological process: intracellular signal transduction; peptidyl-serine phosphorylation. Bases 250 to 1950 code for a protein of 566 amino acids. NCBI's taxonomy places the organism in Eukaryota, Viridiplantae, Streptophyta, Magnoliopsida, Fabales, Fabaceae.
ACUUACUAUAAAUAGCCUUUCACGGAACCAUAAUAAUUUUCUCUCCCCAACUAUUAAUUACACGGCAUUCCGUUUUCUCAGCUUCCUUUUCCCAUCGAUUCUAUUUUUUAACCGUUUUUUUUCAUCCUCAACGUUUCAAUCCAAAUAAUCAACGUAUAAUUUUCACAACUUUUGCUCGAUAACGGUUGCAGAUUCAUUAUACAGAAGAAAAACGGGAAUGGUAACGUUUGAUCGGUGGUGGUGAAGAAGAUGGAUUCGGCGAGGAGUUGGUUAUCCAAGUUUCAACCGCGAGAUAGACUGAGAGCUUCCACCAGGAAGAAGGACGACGUUAUGGGCGGAACCGAGGAUUCCGAUGCGUCUGUUGAUGACGAGAGUCUUUCCAGUGUUACAAAGCAGAAGGUAGCGGCCGCGAAACAGUAUAUUGAGAACCAUUACAAGGAACAGAUGAAGAGUCUUCAAGAGAGAAAGGAGCGGCGAACUAUCUUGGAAAAGAAGUUGGCGGAUGCUGAUGUCUCCGAGGAAGAUCAAAAUAACUUACUUAAAUUUUUAGAGAAAAAGGAAACUGAAUAUAUGCGUCUUCAGAGGCAUAAAAUGGGUGUGGAGGAUUUUGAGAUGUUGACUAUGAUUGGAAAAGGCGCAUUUGGGGAGGUGAGAGUCUGUAGGGAAAAGACCACGGAUCAUGUAUUUGCGAUGAAAAAGCUAAAGAAAUCAGAAAUGCUUCGAAGAGGCCAGGUUGAACACGUCAGAGCUGAGAGGAAUCUUCUUGCAGAGGUUGACAGUAAUUGUAUAGUCAAGCUUUAUUGUUCUUUCCAGGAUGAUGAUUAUUUAUAUCUUAUAAUGGAGUAUCUACCGGGAGGGGAUAUGAUGACUCUACUUAUGAGAAAGGAUACGUUGACCGAAGACGAAGCCCGAUUUUAUGUAGGAGAAACAGUUUUGGCUAUUGAAUCUAUACAUAAACACAAUUAUAUACAUAGGGAUAUUAAGCCUGAUAACUUAUUACUUGAUAAAUACGGACACUUGAAACUAUCAGAUUUUGGAUUAUGUAAACCGUUAGACUGUAGUACACUUGAAGAAUCAGACUUUUCUCAGAAUGCAAAUGGAACUGGACAGGGUGAUGACCGUGCAGGUCCGAAGCGUACGCAACAAGAACAGUUGGAAAACUGGCAGAAAAACAGGAGGACACUUGCUUAUUCUACUGUUGGUACACCAGAUUAUAUUGCUCCAGAAGUUCUAUUGAAGAAAGGUUAUGGGAUGGAAUGUGAUUGGUGGUCACUUGGAGCUAUUAUGUAUGAAAUGCUGGUGGGAUAUCCACCUUUUUAUUCCGAUGAUCCAAUGUCAACAUGCAGGAAGAUAGUAAACUGGAAGUCUCACUUGAAAUUUCCUGAAGAAGCAAGGCUAUCUCCGGAGGCCAUAGAUCUUAUAAGUAAGCUUUUGUGUAAUGUGAACCAGAGACUGGGGUCAAAUGGUGCAGUUGAAAUAAAGUCUCAUCCAUUCUUUGAAGGUGUUCAAUGGGAAAAAUUGUAUCAAAUGGAAGCUGCAUUUACUCCUGAAGUCAAUGAUGAGUUAGAUACUCAAAAUUUUGAAAAGUUUGAAGAGGCUGACAGCCAGACUCAUUCAUCAUCAAGAGCUGGUCCAUGGAGGAAGGUAAUCAUAGGUUUUUGUUUCUGUGUAAAUUGUCAUACAAUUUGUUUCUUCGUAAUUAUUUCAUUGCAUGAUUCAUUGCUCAUUGGGAUGUUGCAGAUGCUUUCAUCUAAGGACUUUAAUUUUGUGGGAUACACAUACAAGAACUUUGAAAUUGUAAACGACUAUCAAGUUCCUGGGAUGGCUGAACUGAAGAAAACCUCCAAACCAAGGAGGCCGUCUGUCAAAUCGCUGUUUGACGGGGACUCGGAGACUUCUGAGGCGUCUGAUAUGUCAGAUGUGUCUGCAAACAAUCAACCUGCUCAAUGAAGUAACUCUUCCCUUGACACCCAAAUUAGAAGUAUCUCAAAGCUUGAAGGAACCUUCCUCACAACAAGGCAGACUCUGAUGAUCUACCUGCUCAGAAAUUAUAGUUGCCAUGACUCAAGCCUGUGGCAUUUUGACCAUUUUUUUAUAUAGUUCUUAAUGCUAUUCACGUUUGGAUCGUACUUGGAAACAUUAAUGUUUUACAUGAUUCAUGGUUUGAGGAAAAGCUGGGAGGAAGUGUUGUUUCUAGAAUCAAGUUAGCCAUAUCUUGGCUUAGGCAAAUCUUGCAAGUUUUGUUUGUCACACCACAACUUUGGAAUUGUAAAUCUCUUAUUAGCAAGCUGUGAAAUAUAUGUGACACUGUGUAUAUUCAUUUAUAAAUAUUAGCAUGUAUUCUUUUACAUUAACCCAAACAACAAAGUAUUUAAUCCAAUGGAUAUACUUUGGAGAUGUGGCUUGUCACUUAGUUCCUAUUGAAGAUUGGGUGUAGAUAGAUGUCUAUGUAAAGUAUUUUUGUUUAUUCUAUUACAGAAAAUUUUUAUCCCAUCCAAUGAGGUGAAAUUCUUUUUUUAAUGAAAAAUAAAAAAAAUGUCCCUCAAUUUCCAGA